Molecule: messenger RNA, 2880 nt
Organism: Acanthaster planci (crown-of-thorns starfish)
Lineage: Eukaryota; Metazoa; Echinodermata; Asteroidea; Valvatida; Acanthasteridae
Product: peptidyl-prolyl cis-trans isomerase-like 4
Biological process (GO): protein peptidyl-prolyl isomerization
Cellular component (GO): nucleus
Molecular function (GO): peptidyl-prolyl cis-trans isomerase activity; RNA binding
Source: RefSeq, a predicted model, not a curated record
GGCAGCGCCCUUGUAACUUGUAGUAGGCACACAUAUAUUUUGUUGUUGUAAUUUCAGGUAUAUUUAGACUACAGCGUCCUACAUAUUUUGAAGAAAAUGGCGGUGUUGUUAGAGACAACUCUGGGAGACAUUGUGAUCGAUUUGUAUCCCGAAGAAAGGCCUAGAUGUUGUCUCAAUUUCUUGAAGCUGUGCAGGAUCAAGUACUAUAACUUCUGUCUUUUCCACUCCGUGCAGAGGAAUUUUAUGGCCCAAACAGGAGAUCCCACCGGCACGGGCAAAGGAGGUGAUUCUGUCUUCAGCAAGCUUUACGGCGACCAAGCCCGCUUCUUCGAGAUGGAGACGGCACCCCGCAUCAAACACACCCGGCUGGGUGCUGUGUCAAUGGUCAACAAUGGAGACAACAUGCAUGGAUCACAGUUCUUCUUCACCCUCGCGGAGAACCUUGACUACCUAGAUGGCAAGCAUACAGUGUUCGGCGAAGUAACCGAGGGGUUGGAUGUACUGACUAAAAUCAACGAGGCUCUGGUUGACAAGGAAAACAGACCCUAUCAAGACAUCAGGUCGGUUCAAGACCCAAUAAAUUUAGAGAUGGUCCUGGAUGAAACCCUUAGGAAUUGAAAUUCCAGUCUUGGAAUCUCGUCAGAAGAGUGGGACAGCGGCAGGAUAGGAGCUGAUGAGAAUAUCGACGACACGGAAGGAAAAACAGUGGAAGAAGUGCAAGAGAUGAGCAAGGAACAGGAGGCCAAGGCCAGGGCACAAAUCUUGGAAAUGGUCGGGGAUCUACCGGAUGCAGACAUCAAGCCCCCAGACAACGUCCUCUUUGUCUGUAAGCUGAAUCCUGUCACCACGUCCGAGGACCUGGAGAUCAUCUUCUCCAGAUUUGGCCAGAUCAACAGCUGUGAGGUGAUCAGCGACCAGAAGACGGGCGAGUCCUUGCAGUAUGCGUUCGUAGAGUUUGACAGGGUAGAAGAUUGUGAAAGUGCCUACUUCAAGAUGGACAAUGUCCUCAUCGAUGACCGACGCAUACAUGUAGACUUCAGCCAGUCCGUGGCAAAGGUCAACUUUAAGGGCAAAGGGCCCUUGCAGAUGCCUCAGGACAGCUCCGACAAGAAGCCCAAAUUUGCAUUGAAAGACAAAUCCUGGAAGCAGGAGAAACAGUAUGACCUCAUUCUGGAAGGAGAUGACUUGGAACCCCCUUCCCAUCAUGCCUCAGCCUCGCGGAAGAGACGACAAGAUUCCAGUGACGAGUCAAGCGGCAGGAGAGAUAACGGAUCAAGCAGAAAAAUAAAGGUGAAAGCAAGGAAGCGCAGGGAGAGUAGUACAGGUAGUGAAGGUAGCGACUAUGACCGCAGCAGGCGGCAGAAAAAGGACAAGCGCAGAAAGCACGACAGUUCCAGCGAUGAAGAUGCAUUCAGGGACAGACACAGGGAGAAACACAGGGACAAGGAUAGGGACAGAGACCAUGGGGAGAAAAGGCAAAGUGACAGAAGGGAUGACAGAGACGGAAGGGGGAGAGACACACGUAGAGACAGAGAAAGAGAUAGAGGGAGGGGUGACCGGGAGAGGGACAGAGAUAGGAGGAGGGACCGGGAGGCAGACAGGGAUGACAGACGCAGGAAAGAUGAGGAAAGAGACAGGGCGAGAGAUAGAGGUAGAGAAAGGGACAGAGACAGGGAUAGGCACCGUGAUAGAAGAUAGUGUUUGCUUUGGUUUGUGAAAAAUGAAAGUCAGAGUGUCAAACAAAGGGUUUUAAGAUUUUUGAGAAGUUGAAGGGGGUACUCGUCCUGAUCUCCUCGAAGUUUCUCAUGUAUUUUUUAAGCAGUCCGAUCGACAGAACAUUUCCAAAUGGGGAGACAGAUCAUGCAUCUUUGUAAUCAGGUCUGUCAAAGUGGAUGUGGGGCAAAGGACUCCUAUUUUGAUACGUAUAGGAGUCAAAUGCCAUGUCUGCUGUUUUUACCGACUAUGAUGCGAAGACCUUGGCACUGGACUUUUUGGAGGGAAAUGUUGUAUUUUUGUACAGUAGUUUUGUUUUUGUAAUGAGUUGUGGUAAAUGUACAGGUGAUACGGAGCAUUGCUCUUCUGUUGUUAAGAUAAAUUUAAAUGUCACUCGUUUUGAUUCCAUGUGGCAGAUGUCCACAGUGUAUAUUCAGAGCACUCUUUUGCGUGGGUAGGCGUCUAUUGCUCUGACAGGACAAUUUUGUUUGUCAAGAAAGUUGAGAAUGAGAUCGAGUUGUGGGGGCAGAAUUGUUCCCAACAUCCGUUUCAAAAUGUAUGUAGUCCCCACAACUGUAGAUCAAGCAUGUAUGAUCUUGUAUUCAACGCCAUGAAGUAUGUGAUACCAAACAGGUUAUGUUUUAGGAGAGAUGUCUCAUUUGAUAAGCUCACUUUCUAUUUAGUUUUUGGAUUGAAAAGUUGGUUCUGCUGACGUCUGAUGCGCUGGAAGGGCAUAGACUUUCUCGGAGGCAUUUCUCAUCGUGCAGUUUGUAUUGUUUAAAAUGUAGUUUCUGCUUCAAGUCGAUGGAGUUUCUAAUGCAUCUUGAUUUGUAUUGGAAUUUCUUCAGUUACCUUCUCGCAGUCAUUUUCUGUGCCCUUUUCUGAGCAUGCCAAUCCAUCUCAUCUUUUGGUGGUUUUAUUGACACUUUUUUAACAGGUGUGUAAACUUUUCCUACGUUCCUGAAUAAUCUGGCCAAAAGUGUCACAGUCUACUGAUCUGCCUGCAACUUUAAUUAUACAAAAUUUCAUAUUUUGUAUGAGCUUUAGAAUUGUUCUUCAAUACCUCAGCCAAAUCUAGAGCGUUUUUUACUCCCUUUUGUAACAUGUAUUAGGUUGUUACCAUUGGAAAUAAAUACUACUGAAGUGAGUUAAAGUUUUCUUCAUCAA